UCACAGUGUUGCAACCUUAGCUCAUACCAAAUCUCUGGGAGAGUUUCUAGCUGCCUGUGAGUAACUCCAGGUUCCCAACUCUCCAGUGUGGGCUGGUAUCCUGGGAACCACUCAGAGAUCAGCUCCUUCCGAGAGGCACUUCCGGUCUUGAGAGGCUAAACAGCCUUCCUCAUCUCUCAUGGACCACAGGCUUCCCACUUGAGACAGCAGAGCUGAAGGCUGAAAUUCCUCAAGGAGUCACCUGGGAGCAAGCUGUGACCAGCCGGGAGUGACACUUCUGUAUUCCAUCCACUCUCUCCUUCCUUGCCCAUCCUUACCCUGUCCUCAUACGCCCAUAGGCACUUAGGCAGAAGUCACCUCCUUGUGAUUCUGCCAAAGAUCUGCUGCCUGUUGGGUUUGUAGGGAGGAGGAAAAAGAAAGAAAGAAAAGAAAAAGAAACAACAGGCAAAGUUUCAUCUUUGAAGUUGUCACCUUGGAGAAGUGAAGUCGAAAAGUGUGACACAAUGAAUGGACCUGUGGAUGGCUUGUGUGACCAUUCUCUAAGUGAAGAGGGAGCCUUCAUGUUUACAUCAGAAUCUGUAGGAGAGGGGCAUCCAGAUAAGAUCUGUGACCAGAUUAGUGAUGCGGUGCUGGAUGCCCACCUCAAGCAAGACCCCAAUGCCAAGGUGGCCUGUGAGACGGUGUGCAAGACAGGUAUGGUGCUCUUGUGUGGGGAGAUCACCUCUGUGGCCAUGGUUGACUACCAGCGGGUGGUGCGAGACACCAUCAAGCACAUUGGUUAUGACGACUCUGCCAAGGGCUUCGACUUCAAGACCUGCAAUGUGCUAGUGGCUCUGGAGCAACAGUCCCCAGAUAUCGCCCAGUGUGUCCACCUAGACAGGAAUGAGGAGGAUGUUGGUGCGGGAGAUCAGGGUCUGAUGUUCGGCUAUGCCACUGAUGAGACAGAGGAAUGCAUGCCCCUUACCAUUGUACUCGCUCACAAACUCAACACCCGGAUGGCAGAUCUGAGGCGCUCUGGUGUCCUUCCCUGGCUGAGACCUGAUUCUAAGACUCAGGUAACCGUUCAGUACAUGCAGGAUAAUGGUGCAGUCAUCCCUGUGCGCAUCCACACCAUCGUCAUCUCUGUGCAACACAAUGAAGACAUCACACUGGAAGCCAUGAGAGAAGCUCUGAAAGAGAAGGUGAUCAAAGCUGUGGUGCCAGCCAAGUACCUGGAUGAAGAUACCGUCUACCACCUGCAGCCUAGUGGGCGGUUUGUCAUCGGAGGUCCCCAGGGGGAUGCAGGUGUCACAGGCCGCAAGAUUAUUGUGGACACAUACGGAGGCUGGGGUGCCCACGGUGGCGGUGCCUUCUCUGGAAAGGACUACACCAAGGUGGACCGCUCAGCAGCUUAUGCUGCCCGCUGGGUGGCCAAGUCCCUGGUAAAGGCUGGGCUCUGCCGGAGAGUGCUUGUUCAGGUGUCCUAUGCCAUUGGUGUGGCAGAACCUCUGUCCAUUUCCAUCUUCACCUAUGGGACCUCCAAGAAGACCGAGCGGGAGCUGCUAGAGGUGGUGAACAAGAACUUUGACCUCCGGCCUGGUGUCAUUGUCAGGGACUUGGAUCUGAAAAAACCCAUCUACCAGAAGACUGCGUGCUACGGCCAUUUCGGGAGAAGCGAGUUUCCCUGGGAGGUCCCCAAGAAGCUUGUGUUUUAGAGCUGCUGGGAAGUUUAGCUCUGUCCCAUACUCACCUCUUCAGGAUCUCAAGUCCCUGGUCUCCUAGCCUCUCCCAGAGUGCCCUCCCUACCUCCUACCUCCUACCUCCAGGGCGAAGCCAGCUUUUUCUAAUUUUACCCUAUCCAGCAAUCUGCAAACAUCUUGUGAAAGACAUGGCAAGUGGCUUCCUGGUGCUAGGUUAUCGGGUCUCCUUGCGAGGGUAGUCACUGUUCCCUGCCUGUCCCUCAGAUGACAGCAAUGUUAAUUUUGUGUAAAAGUUACUCCUAUCUGGCAGGAAGUCCCUCCCUCACCUCCUCCCAUAGUCUGAAUAUGACCAGGCCAUUUCUUCCUCCAUCCUGCACAUGUGCCCAGAUGAAUAUAUUGCACACACUUCUGGCUUCCCCUUUGCAUUUACAGCCUGAGAUCCUGAGCCAGGGCUCGCUAAGGGACCCUCUGAAAUUAGGCAUCUGCUACAUAUAAUAUAGUCACUACCCCGUGAGCAUUUACACUGUGUGAGGAACUAAACUGUGUAUUCUUCAUCACGACACAAGGUUGUGUCUUUACUAUCCACAGUAACAGAUAGGAAACUAAGGCUCAGAGAGUUUAUGAAGCUCUGACAAGUUUGCAUAGCCACAUGUCAGAACCAAGGAGAGGAUCUAGUUCUGACUCUAAGCCUCACAUCUGCAUUCCAAACAAGAUGCUGACCAGAGUGAUGACAAGUGGAUUGACUUGAGGCUAUGGCGACUUAUUUAAGGCUUGGGUUUCCUGAGAAUUAGGAGAUGAACCCAGUGGCCCUUGUUGACCCCUGGACAGUGUUCCACAAAAUCAGAAUGGAAACUUUACCCCUGUCUCAUUUGUUCUGGAAGAGGUUUUAAGGAAAGCUGGGUAUCUUGGUCUAUCAAGUUGGGCUGGAGUCUCGAAGCUUCAUGGUCCUAGCCCCCAACACUGAAAGACAGGUGUGUGAGUUCUCUGGGCAUAGGUUCUAGUCAUAGACAGCCUCAUGUGCUUCCCUCUCCACAGAGGAGAGGCAGCUGGAGAGCACAGACAGACAGCCUCUGACUGGGGACCCUGUGCCCUCCAAGGCUUUCUUCCUCCCUUGACCAUCCUGCUUAUGCAGUCUAAAUGCUGCUGGGGGCGUGAGUGUUCUAGGUGGAGUACCAGCCUCCAAGCAGUCAACAAGUUGCCAAAAUCUCACGAGAACUGUUCUUUACCAGUUAGCUUUUCAAGACAUGUCUGUCCAGCAGGGUCCCGGGAACCACAUGUUUCUAGGCUUCCCAUUAUGAUCCACAUACCCAUCCUGUCCCUAGUUGGGGCCUCUUCACAGCAUACUGCCUUCAUAGCUCCCAAGAACGUGGGUUCAGAAAGCCAGUGGUUCUGGCUAGGAGAAGGGCUGGGCAGCUUUGUGAAGGAGCAGACACCUUGCAUCUGUGCCUUGACUGGACAGAGAUCCCAGCUUUCCCCUUUCCACCAGGGUUAGGAAACAGCAGAGCCCCACUGGCCAACAGAUCCUGAAUUUGUGUGUGACAUAGAAGCUCGAGUCUCUCUGUAGGGUUCGGGGCUGCCUGGGAGCUAAGUUCCUCACAGCAGAGGGAAGGAUGGGUAUGCAGAGCCUGAGUUCCUGUAACUUAAGCUUUAUCAAAAUAAAAAUCCAGAAUUGUAUACUUGCACUAACCCUAAGAGUAAUGAGCCUCUUUUUUCUUUCUUUCAACAUUUCAUAUGAAACAAAGCCAUUAUUUGUUAAUAUUACCUGAUGGUAGUAAG
Molecule: messenger RNA, 3455 nt
Organism: Apodemus sylvaticus (European woodmouse)
Lineage: Eukaryota; Metazoa; Chordata; Mammalia; Rodentia; Muridae
Gene: Mat1a
Product: methionine adenosyltransferase 1A
Exons: 10
Coding region: 504-1694 (396 amino acids)
Biological process (GO): S-adenosylmethionine biosynthetic process
Cellular component (GO): cytosol
Molecular function (GO): ATP binding; methionine adenosyltransferase activity
Source: RefSeq, a predicted model, not a curated record